Molecule: messenger RNA, 1056 nt
Organism: Mobula hypostoma (lesser devil ray)
Lineage: Eukaryota; Metazoa; Chordata; Chondrichthyes; Myliobatiformes; Myliobatidae
Product: lecithin retinol acyltransferase-like
Exons: 2
Coding region: 57-659 (200 amino acids)
Biological process (GO): retinol metabolic process; vitamin A metabolic process
Cellular component (GO): rough endoplasmic reticulum
Molecular function (GO): phosphatidylcholine-retinol O-acyltransferase activity
Source: RefSeq, a predicted model, not a curated record
AGGGGGCCGAAGCGAGGGCCGAGCGAUUGCCAGUUCCAGCCAUCGUCGCUGAGAGAAUGAGUUCCGAGUCAGACAGGAAUUGUGAGACGUUCUCGUUUAAAAGAGGGGAUCUAUUGGAAGUUCCCAGGACUCUGUUUACGCACUAUGGUAUCUACCUGGGAGAUGGACAAGUUGCUCAUCUGAUGCCCGACAUCCUGCCAGUGUUCACUGAAGAUGAAAAAAUGAUCCGCAACGUGGUGACAAACCAACGGCUCAUCCUGGGCGUCAUCUCCAGGAACGCGAGCAUUAGAGUGGACACAGUGGAAGAUUUUGCGUAUGGAGCCUGCAUUCUUGUCAACCAGAUGGACAGACUAAUGUACAAGAAACCGGCACUUCCCAAUGAAGAGGUUGCAAGAAGAGCAGAGAAGCUGGUUGGAAGCACAGACUACAGCCUGUUGUGGAAUAACUGUGAACAUUUUGUUACCCACUGUAGAUAUGGUACUGCAGUGAGUAUCCAGACGGACAAGUUUUGUGAAACAGUGAAGACUAUAAUAAGAGACCAGAGGAGUAUUUUUGUCACAGCUGCAUUGGGACUGGCUGGAAUUUUUUGUUUGGGCUUUGGACCCUCCACUACUCUCCCGACUAUCCUUAUACCCUUCUUCCUGUGGAUGGCUGGCUAACAUGCAGGAUCUCAGAUGGAGUGUAAAUAUGUGAUAUAGCACAGUGAUUAUAUACAGAAUGGAUGGAUAUGAUGUAUAAAUUUGUGGGCCUUUUUCAGUGAUGUAGCUCCAUCAAUACGUGUGUUUAUUUAUCUUGCCAUGUAAGCUCAUAUGACCUUUCAAUGGAAAGCUUUGUACUUUAAUCACUUUUUUAAUGUAACUAACUAUUUCAUAACAAUUACUGUGUAAAUGUGAUAUUCUGAAAUGUUUAAAAAUGCUUUUGUGCUUUGCUGCAUUCUUCUCAGUUCUUUAUGUUAACCACUCAUGAUUUUGGCCAACACAGGUUGUACAAAUGGGUAUUUGCACACAGAAUAUUAAUAUCUAGGAUUUAAAAAAAUGUUAACACUAAAUACUUUGU